CUUUUUGCUAUACAUUUGACAGUUUUUUAAAAAAUUAUAAACAACAUCAUAAAUUACAUAUCAAAAUUUGUAGGUUCAAACAUGGCGACAAAUGAAAUAGCCUCAUUAGCUGAAACAAAAGUUUGCAUCAAAGCCUUAAUACUAUCCAACGCAGAUGCUUAUAAUUUAGACACUUUGCGCAAAGAUUUCAAAAAAAGCAUUGGAUACGAUAUACCUUUUCGAGCAUUUGGUUAUAGUUCCCUCGAGGAUUUUUUAAAGUCGAUGCCAGAUAUUUUAAGUUUAAAAAGACAACAAGGAAUAUUGUACAUACAAGCUACAGGUGAUAACAAAAAAUCUGAGCACAUUACUUAUAUGGUAUCAAAGCAAAAGAAAAAACCGAAUCAAACAAAUAAAAAAAAUUUUAAUCAAACAUCUUGUAACGCAUUAAACUUAUCGCAGAGUCAUAUCCCCAUUAGUAAUUUUCCCAUGUUUCUAAAUAACUACAAUCAAUUAUAUAAUAACCAGGCAAUUUUAACAAAUUAUUUUAAUAAAGAUUUGUGGAAUAUCCCAACUUCCGUUCUACAAAAUUAUAACCAAGCACGUUACAAUAAUAUGAGCAUUUUACCAUAUUUGAAUAUAAAUAUUCCUUUUCCAAAUGUAAUCAAUCAGAAUCAGAAUCAUGUAAUCAAAACAGAAAAUGGAAACGAAAGGGGGCAUCGUACAAAUCAAAAUAAUCGAAAUAACACCAAUGGUCCUUUAGAUUUUCAAAAGAUUGGUUCUAAAGUUAAUGCUCCUGAAGUUAAUAAUGUUUCUGAAAUCGUUAACAAAUAUAAAAAUAAUAAUAUUAAUAAAAACCAUAAUGAAUUAAAUUCAAAAAUGCGUGCUAUGAAUGUUGAAGAUAAAUCGGGAAAUAUAGUUAACAAAUCUACAAACAAUUCCAACGAUUCGCCUCAAACGACUACAUUUUUUUCCGAUAAUCCAAAAAAAAGUGAAAUUCAAAAAAGGCUGGACUAUUGCAGAAUGCAAAAUGAAGAUAUUAAAGUACGUAAUUGUACUGAAAAAAAUAAAGUCGAAGAAAUGGAUAAUAAUCAUUUGAAUUGUUAUCAGGAUGAAUUAUACAAAACUAUUAAAAUUCCUUGUGUAAAUCAAAAUAAAAUUGAAAAUAGGCAACCGAAUCACCAAAAUAAUGAUCAGAAAAACUUAGCUCCUAAUAGUGAUAAUUUAACUCAAUUAGAAAAAUUUCAGAUCCCUUUAAAACAUCAAGAGAUUUGUAAGAUUUGUUCAGAAAGUCAAAAUAAAAAUUCUGAAAGUGCUGGAGGAUUUAAAAAUACUCAUUUAUCUGGGAUCAAUGAUGAUAUAGAAUCGAUAUGGGAUAGCAGAGAAGAUGAAAGUUUUAUUAUCAAAAUUCGGCUUAAUAAUAAAGAUUUUGCUUUAAAUGUAGAGAAAUGCAUUUUGCCUGAUUCUUUAACAAAAAAGAACUUACACGAAAUAAUUGUUACUUAUAUUCAUAAUCCGCAUAGAUUUUGGUUUAGAUUUAAAUCAUAUGAUUCUAUAAUUUAUAAUAAUUUUAAAACUGAAUUAAAUAAAUUUUGUAAUGAGGAUUUUUAUAAAAGAUGGGGACUUCAAAAAGAGCAUUUGCAACCAGGAAAUGUUUUUUGUAUUCCAUAUAAAAAUAUUUGGCAUAGAGCCAAAUUAAUAGCAAAAAAUGAAAAUAUAAUUAAAUUAUAUUUGAUAGAUGUUGGUAUUAUAAUUAAAUCCUGCACAAACUAUUUAAGAUACCUGCCAAAGAAAUAUUCUAUACUGCCAUCUCAAGCAUUUAGGGGAAGUCUUGAAGGCAUUGCACCAUUUACAGAACGUUGGAGUCAAGAAUCAGUUAAUACAUUUUUUAGAAUGUCAUCUACUGAUAUUAUAAAAUGCAAUAUUAAAUUUAUUAAAGAUAAUAUUGCUUAUAUUUUGGCUUUCGAUACAACAAAAAAUCCGGAUGAGCAGUUUUUUAACGAAAUUUUUCUAAAGAAGAAAUUAGCAAAACGGUGUGAGAACGAUCAUUUUGAGAAUAAAUUUCCAACUUUCGAAAUGAUAGAAAACUCAGAGUACCCAGCAUUGUCUGAUAUCCGAGAUAUGAUAAAUAAUUUGGGUAUUCCAUAUUUUUCAAACGAAUAUAAAUUAUUAAAGGAGUUUGAACAUUUGAAUACUGACGAUUUGAGAGAAUUAUACCUACAUUUUAAAAAUACUUUGACAAGCCAAGUAAUAAAUAACAUUAAUAAAAAGUGUUCCGUAAUAUUAAAAAUGAGAUAUAAAAAAAUUAACGCAACUGAAACAAAUAUGGAAAACAGUUAUAUAGUUGAAGAGAUUGCCCAAAAUGGUGAUACUAGUCAUACCAACAAUCAGUUAACAAAACACGAACUUGAUGUUAAUGAAAGAGUUUUAAGAUGGGUCGAACAAUAUAAUAAAAGACACUUAUCAAAAGAAUAAGAGCAAGUUGGUAGUUGAAAUAGUUAGUAGUAACAAGAGUUAGGUAAUUUAGCAAUACAGGAAACUAACAUCACGUAGGUGAAAUAAAUUAAAUAAAAUUUCUAAUACUAAAUUUUUAUGAAAUUAAGCAACAAUUGUACCGAAAGUAAAAAGGUACACUUACAUAAAGAUAUGUAUAUAUGUAUGUACAUAUUUAAUUAAAAUUUUAGUUCAUAGGAAAGCUAUAUUUUAUUGUAAUUAAUUCCUGAAGAAAUAUAGACAUGUAUGUAUAUAUAUGUAAAUAUAUAUAUUCGGAAUAUAAUAUACUAGUUUUGAAAAAUAAUCUCAAAUGAUUGAUAAUAUGAGACAGAUAUGAG
Messenger RNA from Condylostylus longicornis, 2807 nucleotides. RefSeq names its product metacaspase-2-like. The coding region runs from base 82 to 2451 and encodes 789 amino acids. The transcript is spliced from 4 exons. NCBI's taxonomy places the organism in Eukaryota, Metazoa, Arthropoda, Insecta, Diptera, Dolichopodidae. The record is from RefSeq and is a predicted model, not a curated record.